CCCAGAUUCCUUUUGAGAACCCGCCAACCCGGGCAUGGGAGCCCAUCUUGUCAUAAAUCUGAACCGUAUAUUAUACAACAAAUGGACCGAUCUUAUAAAAUCCGACGAUCAAGUUCUAUCGUGGUCCCACACAAAUAAACCCGACAAAUUUUAGCACACUCAAACUACAAAUAUAAAAAUAUCACGGGGAUCGAUAAGAAAGAAAGAGUAUCUUGGCCACUCUAAAACCAUUGCAAAAAAUAUCCAUCCAAUCCGACCUUCCCGGAUAAAAAAAAUCCAUCCAAUGGCUCGACGACUUUCAGCGGCGGUCUUGGCCGUCGUCGCCGCCGUUCUGAUCGCCUGCGCGGCCGGAGCAGAGGACGGAUCAUUUGCAUCUUCGGAUCUUUUUGCUCAAGAGAAUCCGAUUCGACAAGUGGUCUCCGACGGUCUCCGUGAGCUCGAGACCUCAGUUCUCCAAGCUGUUGGGAACACUGGCCACGCUCUCUCCUUUGCUCGUUUCGCUCACAGGUACGGGAAGAGUUAUGCUACAGUGGAUGAGAUUAAGAUGAGGUUCGAGAUAUUCAGGGACAAUUUGCGGAUGAUCAAAUCUCAUAACCGGAAAGGACUUUCAUACACCCUGGGUGUUAACGAAUUUGCGGAUAUGACAUGGGAGGAGUUCCGCAAGCACAGGCUGGGAGCUGCUCAGAACUGUUCUGCAACUUCAAAGGGCAAUCUCAAACUCAAGAAUGUUGUUGUCCCUGAAAAGCAAGAUUGGAGGGUGACUGGUAUAGUUAGUCCUGUCAAGAAUCAAGGUCACUGUGGAUCUUGCUGGACAUUCAGCACCACCGGUGCUUUGGAAGCUGCUUAUUCACAGGCUUUUGGGAAGGGAAUUUCCCUUUCAGAGCAGCAGCUUGUGGACUGUGCUGGUGCUUUUAACAACUUUGGCUGCAAUGGUGGUCUACCAUCCCAAGCAUUUGAAUACAUCAAGUUCAAUGGUGGACUAGACACUGAAGAAGCAUAUCCAUAUACCGGAAAGAAUGGCUUGUGCAAGUACUCAUCCCAAAAUAUCGGUGUUCGUGUUAUCGACUCUGUGAACAUCACACUGGUAAUUGCCUAAAGCCAUUUGCUCAGUUUCAUUUCAUAUCAUGUUAAUUGAAGUUUGUAUUGUUCAAAUACAGAAUAGGUAGAUUAAUGAAGCAGAUGUAUUACUUUUGCUUUCAAAAGAAACUUUUUCUUUAUUACUGUCCAUGAUUAAGGAUUUUGAUAUUUAGACCCCUAUUGCAUCAACUUAGCUCAGAAUUAAUUCCUGGAAAACAUUCUUUGGGCUUCUAUGACAAUUAUUCCUAGUUGAUCCUAUUAGAGCAAUAGGCUUUUAAAAUUGUUCUAUGACAAUUAUUCCUAGUUGAUGCUAUUAGAGCAACAGGCUUUUUAAAUGUAAGAAUCCACACGGACUGUUCUGCUCUAACUUCUCAGAAAUGACAGGGUGCUGAAGAUGAACUAAAAUAUGCAGUGGGCACUGUUCGACCUGUGAGUGUGGCAUUUGAGGUGGUGACUGGUUUCCGAUUUUACAAAAAGGGAGUUUACACGAGUACCACAUGUGGCAAUACUCCAAUGGUAAGUAGAAACUCUUGAAGACAUACGACACUAUAAGAGGAUGUCGAUGACUUUCUGAUAUCGCAAUUAUAACUGUCCAAGUAAAUUGUUGAUCGUGACUUUCAAAAAUUUUAGUUUUGGUCUAAUUGACAUUGGCUAGAAAAAGCAUAAAAGCAUGGCUAGCUUAGAAUACUACAAUGAAACAAGCUGCAUGGAGGGAAUUGAAUAACAGCCUAAUGGUUGGAGGCUGUGCAUCCUGGCCUUAGACUUUCUGUUUUUACUGAAAUGCACCUUAUAGCAGUUGGUCUUACACCAGGAUAACAACAUGCUUCUCGCCAUGCACUUGUCUUUUUCGUACCAUAUAACAGACAGUGAAUAGUAAGAGAUAACUCUGAUGUUCUAACAGCUUUCCUAUCAAUUAUGUGGUCAAAUGGCAGGAUGUGAACCAUGCCGUUCUAGCUGUUGGAUAUGGAAUUGAAGAUGGCAUUCCUUAUUGGCUAAUCAAAAACUCUUGGGGAGCUGACUGGGGUGACAAUGGUUACUUUAAGAUGGAGCUCGGAAAGAACAUGUGUGGUAAGUUUCUUUGGUUGUUGCACUAAUUUUUGUCAAUUGUCAGGCAUUGCAUUGUUUUUGUGCCAUCAAUGUGCUUAUCUAACUGGGAAUGUUCCUUUAUGUUGAAUAUCUUAUUUGAUUUUUUGUUUGGUCCAUCGGCUUAUAUUUGUAAUAUGAUUACAGGUGUCGCAACUUGUGCAUCAUAUCCUGUGGUUGCUUAAGCCUUUGGAGUAAUGAUAUACACUUCUUCCACAUGAAAAAGUAAUCCAUUAUGCUGUUACACGCACCGCAACAUUAGCUUCCUGUCAUGUCUCUGCAAUGUAGAAUAGCAAUUUCUGAGUCACAAUACCAAUAGCGAUCCAACGGUUGAGGAUGUGUUUGAUACGAAGGGCUUGUACUUGUAGAAUAAGAACUGUAUUGCUGUUCCUUUGAACUCAUAUGAUACUGUAAUGAGGAAGUCUUUUGUAAAGUAAUUUGUUGAUGCUUAAUAUACACGUUGGAUUCUAUUACCUCUGAAAUUCAAGC
This is a messenger RNA of Oldenlandia corymbosa var. corymbosa, 2649 nucleotides long. NCBI's taxonomy places the organism in Eukaryota, Viridiplantae, Streptophyta, Magnoliopsida, Gentianales, Rubiaceae. The record is from the annotation of a GenBank genome assembly.